This is a messenger RNA of Monomorium pharaonis (pharaoh ant), 1930 nucleotides long. It is a transcript of the gene BNIP3, whose product is annotated as BCL2/adenovirus E1B 19 kDa protein-interacting protein 3. NCBI's taxonomy places the organism in Eukaryota, Metazoa, Arthropoda, Insecta, Hymenoptera, Formicidae. The transcript has 6 exons. Bases 258 to 845 code for a protein of 195 amino acids. Gene Ontology annotation, cellular component: mitochondrial envelope; nucleus; mitochondrial outer membrane. The record is from RefSeq and is a predicted model, not a curated record. Gene Ontology annotation, biological process: mitochondrial outer membrane permeabilization; positive regulation of apoptotic process.
CAUACGGCGGUGUCGUCGCUCUCGGACCCGCGUUUACGUCGCAGGCGUCGUCGUCGUCGUCGUCGUCAUCGUCAUCGUUCAGUGUCCCCGGUCGCGCGCGCAUACGUUUUACGUGCGUCAUUUUUUUUGUUUUUUUUUUAGCGGGGGACGUCUCGUCCGGUCGCUCCCGCGUCUUUCGCUCUCUUCACCUCUCGUUGAACGUCUCUCCGACUCCGGGAACGCGAGGUGCCCACGUACGACGCGCGUCCUCCACGGCGAUGUCGUCCACGGUGAAGUACACAUCGGACGAGCAGCUGAGCGAGUCCUGGGUGGAGCUGGUGCCGGAUCCGCCGCUGGCAGCCCGGAUAACGCCUACGCCGUUCAGCGUCACCGGCGAGCGUGAAUACCUGCGACUUCUCAGGGAAGCACAGAGGGAUUCCACACACUCGUCCGCGAGACAUUCCCUGGCGUCCUCGCGCCGGGACACCCCGAGGGACAGCCCGAAGAGCCCGCCGAACAGCCCAAACACGGAACUCUCGACCGAAGAUGAGCUUAAAGGAGUCUAUAUAAAUUACGGCUGCAACAAGGAGGGUGAACUUCUCGAGAAGAACACGGAUUGGAUCUACGAGUGGAGUUCUCGGCCGGACCAGGCGCCUCCAAAGGACUGGAAGUUCAAACACCCCUUGAGUAGUAAGAGGAAGACGUACAGCAUCCGCACCGCGAAGGUUGGCAAGAACGGAUUGUUUUCCAAGGAGGUCAUUUACACUCUAUUCUUCACGAAUCUUUUGUCAUUGCUUAUUGGAACCGGUUUAGGCGUUUUGCUCACCAGGCGGGGCUUGAUAAUGUCUCGCGUCGCCAUUGAAUGAAGGGCACGACUACGGGUGUGUCAGCAUCAAGAUUGUCAUGGUUGAAUCUGCACGGAGAACGAGGGCUGGAGAUAAUGCAAGAAAGACUGAACAAGCCGGUGGGCGAUCGAGCCUAAAAACAGUUACACGCAGCACAUAAUUCGAUUGUCCCAAUUUCUAAUAUUAGCACUUUGUAUUAUAUAUUAGCACUUUUAUUCCCCCAAAUCCCUUACUGUACUUGUGUACUUCUCAGAAUUGCGUAUGCCAGAUAUAAAUAAUAUGCGUCAUGUGCUUAGGAAGUGGGAAAGUUAAGGAAAAAGGCAGAAGGAACAGAAGAAAGGAAUCUAUCAUAUGUAACUUAGAGUUGUUGAAAGGGACAGGAAAAUGAACAAAACAUGUCCAUUUUAUACCGUUUCUAAUGCGUUUCUAUCUGCAAUAGUUUUUAGGCAUAGCUUGAAUAGUAUUUAUCAGAAACUAAUUAUUGUUAGAACGAAAAAAGCAGGUGAGACUGCGAGAGGGAAUGGGAGAGAAAGCGAGAGAGAAAGAGAGAGUGAAAGAGAGAAAGAAUGAGAGUUAUUGUACGGGUAUGUAUCAGUAAAGAAACAUCAGAGUUUAUUGAAAAGGAUUAAAAUUUAUCGAUAAAGAACAAUCCCGAAGAAUGCCGCACACUCGUCUUGUUUACGGGUUAUAGGAGUUUUGUUGCAUUGCGAGCGAGUUUUAACGUUAUGAUAACGUUAUGAUAAUGAGAAGGAAAUGUAUGUCGUGUCCAGUAAAUUUGAAACAGAACGUGAUUAAAUGUUAAAUAAUAAGGCAAUGUCGAUUAUUCCUUUUUUAAUUAUUGCGCGACGAUUGUAUAAAUCGUUAUCUCGGUGGUGAUCUAAAAGGGGUAACGCCAGUAGAGUUCCUACGGAGGAAGUAUCGAUGCUGACGCCCAUCGUUUCGACGCCGACUACGGGCGGUAGCCGGAAGGAGGGACCAUAAGAACGAGCAGACUUGUUUUGCGAACGACGAGAGAUUUUUGGGGAGAGGCGGCGCUUUUGUACGAUUUUGUCUUAAUCUACGGUUUUGUAAUUUCCUUGUAAUAAAUUCACAUACGAAUUCACACG